Messenger RNA from Triticum turgidum subsp. durum (durum wheat), 297 nucleotides. Lineage: Eukaryota; Viridiplantae; Streptophyta; Magnoliopsida; Poales; Poaceae. The record is from the annotation of a GenBank genome assembly.
AUGCGCAGCCACACGGACCGCAGCUGGCGCGGCAUGGAGCCGCCCCGGGAGACACCCCUGGGCGAGCUCGGGCCGGACGGGCAGCGUUACCCGUACGUGUGCGACCGCUGCAAGAUGCCUUUCCAGACGCGCCAGGCGCUCGGCGGCCACCGCGCCAGCCACAAUGGUAAGAAAGGCUGCUCCUGGCUCGAAAGAGAGGAGCUCGCCGCCGCCAAAGAAGCUCGUAAGCCCGUCCUGUUCGGCGUUGAUCUGAACCUUCCGGCUCCCGAGGCAGAUCAGGAACAGGGGGAUGAGUAG